ACCACACACCGCUGACUUGGCCGCCAGUAAAGGCAGCAAUCUCGGUGUCAUCAUGUCGUAUAAUGCUAAAAUCGGGCCGUCUAUCCUGAGCAGCGACCUGUCACGUCUGGGCAGCGAAUGUGUGCGGAUGAUAGAGUGCGGGGCUGACUAUUUGCACCUCGACGUCAUGGACGGUCAUUUUGUCCCCAACAUCACAUUUGGGCACCCCAUGGUGGAAUGUCUCCGAAAGUCACUUGGCAAAGACCCUUUCUUUGACAUGCACAUGAUGGUGUCCAAGCCUGAACAGUGGGUGAAGCCCAUGGCAGCAGCUGGAGCCAACCAAUACACCUUUCACCUAGAGGCCACUAGCAACCCCGGGAACCUCAUCAAGGAGAUCCGACAGAGUGGCAUGAAGGUAGGUGUGGCCAUAAAACCUGGUACAACCGUUGAAAUGCUCGCCCCGUGGGCCAACCAGAUCGACAUGGCUCUGGUCAUGACCGUCGAACCCGGUUUCGGAGGACAGAAGUUCAUGGAGGACAUGAUGCCAAAGGUGAGAGAUCUGAGGCGUGACUUCCCCUCGCUGGACAUUGAGGUGGACGGCGGCGUUGGACCCGACACCAUCUACAAGUGCGCAGAGGCCGGCGCCAACAUGAUUGUGUCGGGUAGCGCCGUCAUCGGCAGUGACGACCCUCGCAGCGUCAUCACCUUGCUUCGUGACGCUGUGGUGGAAGCUAUCCAGAAACGCUCACUGGACCGCUGAGGUGACCCGAACGGUGAACCUGCCGGAUCUGCUACAAUUUCACGUACCAGAAAACAUUCCUGAAAAUAAUUUUUUAUCCGCUCAAGUGAAAUGAUUUAACAAGUUCUGUGACCAAAUCUAUUUUUCUAUAUACGCAUACGCUUCUGAUAUGAAUCUGUGAGAGUUGCUUUUGUUAAUUAAAAAGCUGUGAAAGUCAUUAAAUUCCAGGUUUUCCAAGUUUCAUGACUGGACUUAAAAUUGGAGUCAAUAAUUUAUUUAAGUAUUAUCAAAUUGGAGCCCAAAAUUGGGGUAACAAAAACAGUGGCACCACCAGGGGUAGCCACAGCCCCCCCUAUAAAUUGGUUGCCCACCCCGCUGGCCAGUAUCUCGUUAGAUUGUAGUAGCAUCAGUUAUGCAUUUCAUCCCAAAUGGGAUGAAAAUACACUUUAUGCUUAAUAUUUACAUAACACAAUAAAACAGAAUUUUUGUGGAACUCAAAAUGUUGAUUGGACUGUUAUGGUACAUGCACAUUAAAUCAUUAGUAACAUUAAAUAUAACACAAUACACCAUAGUACAGUGCCCUCCAUAAUUAUUGGCACCCCUGAAAAAGAUGUGUUUUUUAGCUUCUAAUAUUUUUUUUCUUUAUUCAAAUAAUAUGGGACCUUAAUGGGAAAAAAGAGAAAAAUCCAACCUUCAAUACACGUGCAUUCAUUCAGUGGGGAAAAAUCCCACAUGAAGAAAAAAUUAUUUGACAUCAAAUAAUGUGUGUCACAAUUAUUAGCACCCCUAGUGUUAAUACUUUGUACAACCCCCUUUUGCCAACAAAACAAGGUCUGGGGACUGAGAUGGCCAUGGGAGGAGCUUGAUUUUGUAACUGGUGAACCAUUUCUGUGUAGAUUUGGCCAUAUGUUUUGGUCAUUGUCUUGCUGAAGUUGCAUAGGGCAACAUAUUUUGAUUUAAAAUGUCCUGGUAUUUUAGCAGUAGGUAUGAGGUGCUUUUCAGCAUGCGCAUCUUUGGUGGCACGCCAGACCCACUUAGAGUGUUUGUUGCCAAAAAGCUCAAUCUUGGUCUCACACAAAAAUACACAGGGUCCCAGGCUUCAACUGGGACCGUGUGCUUUGGUCAGAUGAGACCAAGAUUAUUUGAAUUGAUUA
Corythoichthys intestinalis (scribbled pipefish) is the source of this 1872-nucleotide messenger RNA. RefSeq names its product ribulose-5-phosphate-3-epimerase (gene rpe). The transcript is spliced from 5 exons. Gene Ontology annotation, molecular function: metal ion binding; D-ribulose-phosphate 3-epimerase activity. Bases 53 to 739 code for a protein of 228 amino acids. Gene Ontology annotation, biological process: pentose-phosphate shunt, non-oxidative branch; carbohydrate metabolic process; pentose-phosphate shunt. Gene Ontology annotation, cellular component: cytosol. The record is from RefSeq and is a predicted model, not a curated record. Lineage: Eukaryota; Metazoa; Chordata; Actinopteri; Syngnathiformes; Syngnathidae.